Molecule: messenger RNA, 1434 nt
Organism: Trichoderma aggressivum f. europaeum
Lineage: Eukaryota; Fungi; Ascomycota; Sordariomycetes; Hypocreales; Hypocreaceae
Exons: 2
Coding region: 1-1434 (477 amino acids)
Cellular component (GO): cytoplasm
Molecular function (GO): oxidoreductase activity
Source: RefSeq, a predicted model, not a curated record
AUGGCGGAUCCCGGUUUACCGGCCCCCAAUCCAACCACAUCCUUUUGGCAAUCCUCCUCCCGUCCACACGUGGAAACUACGCGGUCAGAGCCCCUACCAGAAACGAGAGACGUGGUCAUCAUUGGUUCUGGCAUCACAGGAUGCAGUGUUGCACAAUGGUUACUAAAAGAAGACGAUGACAUCUCAAUCACGGUUUUGGAUGCUCGAGGCAUCUGUUCUGGAGCCACCGGGCGGAAUGGUGGACACAUAAGAUGUGUUGCUGUGCAAGAUUACGAUCGUCUCUCGCGAAAGUACGGCCAUGAUGCAGCAGUCAAGAUGGUGCGUUUCUCGCUCUCCCACUUCGAAAGUAUAGCUUCCACAGCUCGGGAGUUCGGGAAUCGUAUAUUUGAGGACUCUGAGAUUAGAGAGGUGCAAACCGUCUCCGCAAUAUUGAGCCAGACAAAGAUGACUGAAAUGACUACCAUGCUUGAGCAAUUUGAUAAAGCAUUCCCUGAUCUAAAAGGCCAAUGGAGGAUUUGCGGGCCAGAAGAGGCCACCAAAAAGUAUGGCCUCAUUGGCGCAGCUGGCGCACUCAUUGGCCACGCAGGGGCAGCUUGGCCAUAUCGGCUCAUCCUGGGAAUAUUCAGCUCCCUCCUCGAAAAACAUCAUGAGCGUUUCUCGGUCGAACCAUCUACGCCAGCCAUAUCAAUAACGAGGGUCCAAUCCAAUGAGUACCCUUACCUUGUCAACACACCUAGAGGCUGCAUCAAGGCAAAGCACGUUGUUCACUGCACUGAAGGUCAUGUAGGCCAUUUGCUUCCUCGACUUCGAGGUCUCGUCUUUCCACGACGAGGCCAGAUGACAGUACAGGCUCCCGGGCCGGAAUAUCCUGCUCUGGACGGCCGGAGAUCUUGGAGCUUCUACUUUGAGAACGGCUUCGACUACCUAAGCCAGAAUUCACGGACGGGCGACGUAUUUCUUGGUGGGGGCGACAUCGGAGAAGAUGCAUAUCUCUCCCAGCUAGGUGAAUCGUCGGAUGAGAAGGAAAACGUGGUAGCAAAGGCUCACCUGGUGGGCAUUUUGCCAUCCAUUCUCAAAAGAGCCCCCUCUUCAGCAGAACAUAACCCUCGGGGGCUUGAAGUAAAAUCUUCAUGGACGGGCAUAAUGUGUACACCACUUGACGGUCUUCCACUGGUUGGAAAGCUCCCGCAAGCAGCACUUGAUCGCCCUAGUGGUAGCCAUAAUGCAGCUGAGUGGAUUAGCGCUGGGUACAACGGGUACGGCAUGGUUAACGCCUGGCUCUGUGGUAGAGCAACAGCACAAAUGAUCUUGAAGAAGGAUGUUAGUUCAUGGCUACCAGAGCAGUAUCUCAUCACGACGGAAAGGAUGGAACAUUUAAACACCCGCUGGACAUCGAUUGUACAAUCUUCUCAAGGUCUUCGGGCCUUGUUGUAG